Messenger RNA from Callorhinchus milii (elephant shark), 4055 nucleotides. It is a transcript of the gene cmtm6, whose product is annotated as CKLF-like MARVEL transmembrane domain containing 6. Gene Ontology annotation, cellular component: membrane. The transcript has 5 exons. The coding region runs from base 190 to 768 and encodes 192 amino acids. The record is from RefSeq and is a predicted model, not a curated record. Lineage: Eukaryota; Metazoa; Chordata; Chondrichthyes; Chimaeriformes; Callorhinchidae.
GAGUCACAGUGAGAGAGAGAGAGAGUCACAGUGAGAGAGAGUGAGCGGUAAUGCGGAAGUGAAGUGCAGUGAAGCGGAGACAGAGACAGAGCUGCAGCUCCACACCCCAACAGCAGCAGAGUCGGGGCUCGGCCCCGGGCGGCAACUGGGCUUCAGCGGCUAAACCUUUAUGUUAAUACUAUUGAGGGGAUGUCGGGCGGACACGAGAACGGGGACGUGGAAGCUUUGCCGAAUGUCUACCAAGCGACGACCGAGAGCCUCCCCGCCCAGAGUUGGCUCCGCACCUCCUACCUGCGCAGCAGACUGGGCUUGUUAAAGCUGGCCGAAGUGGUCUUAUCACUGCUGGCCUUUAUCCUGGAGGAGUUGGUGCAGAAUUGCCUAAAAUGCAACGCUCUCUACUUCUUUGAGUUUGUAAGCUGCAGUGCCUUUCUCCUGACGUUGCUCCUGCUGCUCAUGAUGGCCACUUCACUGAUGGACAAGCUGGAUCGAGUCAACUGGCAAAAAGUGGACUUUUUCUAUACUGCUCUGAUCGCAUUGCUUUUUCUGCUCGCCUCGAUUGUGUUUGCGGCCUUAAAUGAUGGGACUGGUCUGGAGCAAGCUUCAGUGGCAUUUGGAUUUCUGGCCACCAUUGCCUUCAUUGUAGAUACUGUGUUGCAAUAUAAGGAAAGAAAUAUAUUCUUCAAGCAAAAGGAAGCCGAUCCCCAAAAGAGUGGAGAAGCAGCAAAACCGCCAGAGAGUGAGCCACUGAAUGAAAACCCAAGUGCUUGAGCCACAUAGAUGUUUGCUUUGGUUGUUACAAUGUGCCCGAUCUGUACAUAUUUGAUUUCUAGUUCCCUGGUUUGAUCAAAUACUUAUAAGCAAAAAGAAAUUCAAUUGAAAGGCUUUCUUAUGCUCAUUGUUUUGACAAACCGAUCUGAUUAUUCUGCACGGGAAUUCUACUCAUAAAAUUGUGUUUUUUGCAUCCAGUCUUCAUAAUAUAGUGGAAGCCACUUAAACUGGACACCUAAGGGGGUGCCCCAUUCCGUACAAAAUAACCGGCAUCUGAGGUUAACUGAAGUUCUCUUACCUCUUCCCUUCCCGCCCAGCAUCAGAGUGGCAAUGACACUGCCUCUUUCCUAUUGCCAUUCCCAUUAGUCGUGUCCUGCCUCACUUCAAGGUGAUCGACGCCUCAGAGCCACUGCUAAUUGGUCUCCUUCUUGUCCGCUGGAUGCAGUCACUGCCCCCCCUUCCCCUCACUGGUUGCUGCAGUUUGACAGCCUGGAGCCACUUGUGAAUGGUUGGAAUCUGCUCGAUUAAUCAUGAUUUGACUUCUCCCAUCUCCAUUCCCUCCCUUGUUUCUGCCCCGUUCCUCCGCACCCUCACUGAUUGACAGCCCACAGCUGCUCGUGAAUAGAUGGAGGCGCUCAAGGCUGAAUCACACAGUGAGUUGAGUUCACGCAGCGGUGACCACAAGUGUGGCAUUCUGUCCGGAUUAACCAGAUUUGUGUCCAAAUUAACUGUCAUGUUUAAAAUAGGUGAGAACACAAAUGAAUCAGGGCAGGGUGUUUUGUCCUGAUUUAUUCCGCGUCCGGCUUAAGCAGCUUCCACUCUAUAAGAAUAAUGUACACAUCAAUCCAUGCAGAUUUCUAGCACUUGCAUUUUUUCUUAUUUCUACGUAAUCCAGAUUUUAGUGUCAGUGUUGUAUCUUUCAGCUACUCUUAGCAUUUUUUUUUAAAAAUCAGGAAACCUCUGGCAUCGCGAAAGAUUUGAUAAUUGUGAAUACAGAAAUUUAGAGCAACAUUUCAUUGUAAAAUUGACUUGUUUAAAACAUUUUGUUGGUGGAAGCUACAUUACCCAAUGAAAUAUGAUUUGCUGAUUCUGGUGUCUUUUUUAAUCAUUUUAGACUAAAAUAGCCAGUUGUGUGCUAAGUAAAUUUCUAGUAUGUUUGGCAGUGUCAGUAAUAUUUCAACACUCACUGGCAGGUUCACUCUUCACCCUUUGUGAGAAAGGAGUCCUGCAGCUCAGUGUUAGAUCACUCGCCUCACAAGCAAGAGGACCUAGGUUUGAUUCCUGGGUAGGCAAAAUGUUAGGAAAGUUUCCUUACUCCAAUAACUAGGAAGCCAGUUGUUAAGUCAAUUGGCGGAUCGCUUUUCUGGAGGUAAUAAUCCAUUUUUUAAAAAAAUAACAUUUUCGCCCACAAAAUGUACAGUCAAUUCACUUUACAGUAUAUUCUGUGAAGCACUUUGAGACAUCUUGAAGAUGUGAUAAGGCACUAUGUGAAAUGCAAGGAUUAUUAUUAAUUGUUCCUUAAAUUCUCUUGUAGUCAUUUGCUUGGUUAGUGCAGUAAGAACCCUUGUUACUCAGAUUAAACUGCCUGGGAUGAUCUAAAUUCAGCAGUUGAAGUCAGUACUAAAAUGGAUUCUCCCUGCAGGUGAUUCAGUUUUAUACCUUCAUCUUCACUUUAAUAUUUAUAAACCGCAAACUACACCACUCACCGCAAGUCACUUUUUCCACGAUUUCCAAGUAGACUUGGUGGUUAUGGCAAGUUUUAAGUGACAUAUUAUUUGAAUAAUUCACAUACAUUUGGUUCACUGUAAUAUUACUGCUGCUGUGUUGAAAUUUGACAUCAUAAAUAAUCUCAAUUCAGAUAAUAGUUUAAUCUAUUCAAAUGUGACGAAUGUAGGGGGGAGGUAGUAGAGUAAAUUUGGAGUUAGAAAGUCUGCCUGGGUCUAGAUUUGAUUUACAAAUUUAGUAUUUCAGAACGUGAACGUAGAAUUUGGCAAAUUGUUAAAUGUAGUUCUAAAGUCUUUUUUGUAGCUUUUAAAAGAACUUGCACAAAAAGCAAAAAAAUAAAGUAUUUAAGAAUUCAACAAAUUCUGGACACUCUGAAAAGCUACGGUAAUAGAGUAAAUCUAGAUCCAGGUGAAAUUUUAUCCCAUACUUUGCUGGCCUCACUUUUUUUACACAUCUUUUAUGUUUUUUUUCUCUGCAUAUGUUACAGUAAGUUCAAUGUUGCAUGCAAAUUUAUAUGUGGAAAACAAUCCUCGUAUACUAACCAUAACCAAGUGAUGGGCUAUCUCGUCCAUUAACCUUUGAUUGAAAUUGAUUCCAAAUUGCCUUAACUAACCACCUACACCUUUGGCUUACCUUUGCUGUGUUAUAAAAUGUGUAUUUGUGGUCUACCAUGUCCGAGUACAACACUAAUGGGAUUCCAAGAUUGGAAUCACAAUGUACCUAAUGUUGAGACAUUUGUCAUUAAUGUGAUGGGGAUUUAAUCAGUUUUGCCUAUUUAUGUCAUUAUUGGCGAAAAAAAAUGCAUUUAUAUAAAACUAGCUGUACCAGUUGCAGCUUCAUUUGCAACCAAAAGAUUCAAUAUGGAAUAUAGAUUGACAGACAGACAGACAUUUCAUCUUUAUCUAUACUCAUCUGGGAGGACUCCUGUGAGUGGACUCCUUUUGGGAGGACUCAAUGGGAGGACUUGGCGCUUUAAAAAUUGAAUUUUGUUGUUGCUGCAACUUUGUCUGUGUUCUUUAUUUUGUUCCCGCUGCUUGGCUAUGUGCUUACUCUGUGAGGCAGGAUGCAGUGUGUGUGUACAUAGGUGCUCUGUGAACCACGAUGCACCAGCAUCACUUUGACUCGGCAGCUACCAGAUGUAACUGCAGCGAAAGAUGCAAAACUGAAAAUAACUCAUGAACAAUAGAAGAUACCUGAAACCAAAUAUGCCCAUGUCACACACAGAUGCACGACCUUUCCAAUGAGGUAUAAAACAUAACUUUACGUCAAUCAGUUAUUGAGAUCCUUCUUGAAACGCAGAUAGACAUUUUUGUUUUAUUAGUAUAGCUAGAAGAAGAUAGAUAGAAGAUAUAUGCCUGUUUGUUGGGGUGGGAAAAAUUAAAGUGAAACUAAAGUUUGUGUAAAUAUUGCAUUCAUGAUGAUUGUGUGAAAGUGCCUGGUAAUACUUUUAAUCACCAUGUUACUGAGAUUCAACAUAUCUUUCAAUUUUUGUAGUUCAGUUGUGUACCAAACUCUGUAUGUCAUUAUAAUGAAUUUAUAAUUAAAGACUCUUUAAUUUUUAA